Molecule: messenger RNA, 1090 nt
Organism: Mycetomoellerius zeteki
Lineage: Eukaryota; Metazoa; Arthropoda; Insecta; Hymenoptera; Formicidae
Exons: 4
Coding region: 143-1018 (291 amino acids)
Biological process (GO): regulation of transcription by RNA polymerase II
Cellular component (GO): transcription regulator complex; nucleus
Source: RefSeq, a predicted model, not a curated record
CGGCGCAAUGUCGCAGGCGCCUGGUGUCCGUUCUCCAUUCGUGCUACGUUUCGCGGUUGCAUCGGUUGCAUCAUAUUUUGCAAAUCAACGUUCAAUUCUACAUAAAAUAUCAAUUUUAUUACGCGCGUGAUUGAUAUACAUAAUGGACAAUUCUUAUUGCAUAGACUGUGGCGAAUUGAUGGAGAAAGAUCACAUAUGCUAUAUCAAUGAAAAUUUAGAAUUAAAUAAUGAGAAUUGGGAAUCAUCCGAGAUAGCUCAUUCUGAAGAUUUAAAUAUUGAAGAACUAAUUAACGAGGUAUUUCAAAGACCACCAUUGUGGAAUAGCAGUCUUCCAUAUGAAAAUCGAGGACCAGCAACAAUCAAAUUUUUAUGGUUGGAGAUUGAUGAAAAAUUAAAUUUAUAUCCUGGUACAGCAAGCUCUAAAUGGCGUAAUCUACGAGACACUUAUGUCCGAAAGUUAAGUGAGCAAAAUAAAUAUGUUCCCAGUGGAAGUGCUGCUGAAGCCAAACCUAAAUCAGUAUCAUGGCCAUAUUUUGAGUUAAUGGGAUUUUUACGAUCAACAGUAACACGUCGAAAGACAUUUAGUAACAUAAAACCACUUAUACCUUCUACUAACGGGAUAAAGAACAAGGAUUAUUGUGUUAAUGUAAAAGAACCAUUAAAAGAUCAAAAUUCUACAUGUGUUACUCCAUCAAAUUACAGAAGCAAUACUUAUAAAAAAGAUACUUUUUUAGAAAAAAAAAAUUCUGCAACAUCAAGUUCUACUACAAGUGAUACAGAAAUUCUAGAAUUUUUUCCAAAAAGUUUUGAUUCCCAAAAUCAAGCUUAUUCUAGAUCAACAGUACCAAAUUAUUCAUUAAAACGACAAAAUAUGGAAUUAGAGGAAGGAAUUAUACCCUCAAAAAACGUACAGGGCUUAGGAACUAGCAAUAUAGAUAAAAGAAAUAUUAAUAUACCAGGUACGAUUAUUUUGCAUAUGAAAUUUGGUAAUUUUACAUUUCAUAUUUUGUAUAUUUGAAAUAUACAUACAUAUAUUUGUACACAUACAUGUGUACAUUUAGGGUCUAGCAGGUUGCAACAAUUUUUUAAA